CAUCUACGCCGCGAUAAGUUGGCACUAGAACCUGCAAAUCAAGUACAUCUACGUGGUGCCUCCUUAUUUAGGAGCCCAUCGAAGAUCAUCGACCCGGACAUGUCCAACACCAAGAGGGACGCCGCGGCGAUCAUCGCCAGCGCCUCACGGCACAAAACGCCGCCAGCGACCAGCGACUACAAGAACCACCCAGCCAAACAAAUCUGGUGCGACACGCAGUGGUCGAAUCUGAGCAUGCAGGCGAAGAAGCUCGAGCUGCCGGAACUGCCGUACUUCGACCCGGAGACCAUGCUGCUGAGCAAGGAGGUCAACAUCAAACUAUGGGAGCAGCUUAAACGCCUGUUCGACCAUCUCGGCCCGGACAAGGCGCCGUUCGCCACGCCCGUCAUGAAAAAGGGCGGGGUCGUCAAGUGGCACAGUUUCCUCAACGACGACCGGGGUGACGAGGCCGAGGUCUACGACUCCGUCGUCGACGCGUUCAUGAGCAAUGCCAAGAACCGUGGUGAAUAUUUGAAGGAC
This is a messenger RNA of Exophiala aquamarina CBS 119918, 519 nucleotides long. RefSeq lists its product as uncharacterized. The record is from RefSeq and is a predicted model, not a curated record. Lineage: Eukaryota; Fungi; Ascomycota; Eurotiomycetes; Chaetothyriales; Herpotrichiellaceae. The transcript is spliced from 2 exons. The annotation marks the transcript as partial.